AUGGCAUGGCGAUUUCAGGCUUCGAAAUUCAAGAAUACCACGCCUCACGUACCUAAAAAAGAGGUUGUCUUCUUUGAUGUUUUCAUCUAUGACACAGUUUUCGACUUGCCUAUCGGUAAUCUUUGUUGUUCAAAUAAUGGUAUUCAAGCCAGUGCUAGCUAUUUGGCAUUCCAUGUCGAAGGAGAAGGAGGCAAACUUGGCGCUUUGCCUAUAGGCACGAAAGGGAGGAAAUUGCGUAAGGAUAUAUCUCUUCUUUGUGCCCACAGCGAUCAAGUAGAUGACUUCUGCUUCAUGACCUUUGAUGAUGACUUGUUAGUAACGUGUAGCAGAGAUGAUAGUAUGAAAAUUUGGCAUCUUUCUGGUGAGAUGGCAACACCCUUUCUGAGAUGUGAGGUGUGUAUUGGACACGGUGUGCUUUUGGAUGCGAUGAAACCACACACGACCGCAUCCAAUCUUAUCGCCGCCACAUCUCUGAGCAAUGCCUUCAUCAUUGAUAUCGAACACAAAUCGGUGAUCGUUGAUGGAUUUAGUGACAAAGGUUAUUCACUUGAUUGGAGUGAAGACGGGAAGUUAUUAGCUAUUAGCGCUGAUAAAGGACGUCAGAUAUGCAUUUAUGACGUUCGAAGUGGCACUUCUCCACUACAAAAAUUGGACGUUCAUCAGGGACUUGGGCGUGAGUCCCGUGUGUUAUUUUGUGGUGAUCGCUUGCUCUCGAGUGGUUUCACUAGUAAACGCACACAAGAGGUUAUCGUGUUCGAUGUAGGAAAGUGGGAUAAACCAAUCCACACUCAGGAGUACGUUUCCACAACAGGGAUCUUGAUGCCACUUUACGAUUCUGACACCAGGCUGGUUUUCCUUGUUGGCAAAGGAACCAACAAGCUUUUCAUUGCAGAGUUCCAGUCGAAAGUGCCAUAUUUAUCACCAGUGUAUGAGAUGUCGAUGGCAGAGCAGAAUCUCGGUGCAUGCUUAGGUAGCAAACGCUGUGUCACAGUAAUGGACGGCGAAGUCGAUACAUUGUACCAGCUUACGAGGCAUAGCAUCGUACCAGUUCCUUGUAUUGUACCACGCAGGUCAUAUCGUGACUUUCAUGCUGAUCUGUUCCCUGCUACUCGCGGGCCAAAAGCGGGAUGCACCUCAGAUGAAUGGUUGACUGGAUCUGAUGCCCUUCCGGCUAAGAUUUCUCUAGCCCCGAGUACUUCCAACUCCAAAUCGUGUGCAUCUCCUUCAUUGCGUACCACGUCAGCAGAGAAUUGUUUACCACAAGUGACCGAAAAAGGAGUCUCGAUCUCUAAUCCGGAAAGCGUUGUAAAACCUGUGUCGCGUCUACGCACUCAAGACAUGCUUGAACAUUCAGAGGUUAGUGGACAGUCGUUAUCCGCACGUGUAAGACCAAAGUCAUGCGUAGUAGGGCAAGUGGCUUCAAAAUUCCGUCAUGUCGAGCUCAAGGCAAACGGUGCAGUUUUUACGAACCUUCGAAAUGUGAAUACACAGCUACCACUUGAAACUAACGGUGCUUGUGCAAGUGGAAAGUUUAUCGCCGUUCCACUGAAGGGACCAGCGGGUAUUGUUGGAGUUUAUGAUGUGAAGAAACCCGAAAAACUCCCUGAUGGCGUAAUGGAUGGAAUAUUCAACAAAGCGCUAGUAACUGAUCUGCACUGGAAUCCAUUUGACGAUGAGGAAUUGGCAGUCGGUACAGAUGUUGGUUUAAUAAACUUCUGGCACUUAACAACAGACGAUGGACCACGGAAUGAAAUGCAAGCUGAGAAAGUGUUGAAUAUGGGCGGCAAUAAAGUGCUUUGUUUCCAAUGGCAUCCAAUGGCCUCUGAUUUACUUGCUGUAGCGCUAUCAGAUAAUUCGAUUGAGAUUUGUGAAUCAAAAACGCUAGUUCAACUAUUCGAUGCUUCAUCGUUACAUGAGAUUCAUACGCAGCAGAUCGAUAGCGGUACACAACCGCUUGUGCCUUACUAUGACUACGAUUCAUCAGUUCUAUUCCUUAGCGGCAAGGGAAGUCGUAUCAUUAACAUGUACGAAGUCUGUUAUGAUCCUCCUUAUCUGCUUCCACUUACACCGUAUGUGUCUCCUUGCAUCGGUCAAGCGAUUGCUUUUCAUAAUAAGAAAAUGUGCGAUGUCAUGGCGGUGGAGUUUCAACGUGCUUGGCGAUUAUCAGAGAAAACCAUAGAACAGUUGAUAUUCCGAGUACCAAGAGUCAAAAAAGAUGUGUUUCAAUCUGACCUCUUUCCGGAUGCAUUGGUCACUUGGCGACCAGUAAUGACGGCGGAUGAGUGGCUAGCUGGUAGCACCAAAACUCCUCAUUUUGAAAGCCUAAAACCAGAUGGAGUUAGUGCCGAAGAUAUUUGGUCGGCGAAGAUUAAGGACCAUACCAUCGAACAAGAUGUUAUGGAAGGUGUUUCCGAAGAAGAAUGGACAGAAGCCUUAUAG
This is a messenger RNA of Angiostrongylus costaricensis, 2439 nucleotides long. The record is from the annotation of a GenBank genome assembly. Lineage: Eukaryota; Metazoa; Nematoda; Chromadorea; Rhabditida; Metastrongylidae.